CAUCAAAUGGAAUCCAUAUCGUUGCACUACUUUUUAAAUCUCACGUUAAUUGGCUCUAAAAAUAGUCUUGAUUUUUUUAUUAUUUUCCUUUCUUCUCUCUCUUUCGUCUUUCUCUUCUUUCUCUCUUUAUUUUCCUUUUUUCACACAAAAAAAUUUUCCCAUCUGUUUUCUCAUUUCGAAAAAGCCAAACAUGUCGUUAGAAGGAAGAGAUAUUAUAAUCGGUACAAAAUACAAAUUAGGAAGAAAGAUUGGUGCAGGUUCCUUUGGUGAAAUCUAUCUUGGAACAAAUAUAAUGAGUGGUGAAGAUAUUGCAGUCAAAUUGGAAAAUGUUCGAGCAGCUCAUCCACAACUAGAGUAUGAAGCAAGAGUAUAUAAGACACUAGCAGGUGGAGUCGGUAUACCCUUUGUACGAUGGUAUGGAAGAGAAGGAGAUUUUAAUGUACUCGUUAUGGAUCUAUUGGGUCCAUCUAUGGAGGAUUUAUUUAAUUAUUGUAAACGCCGUUUCUCUUUAAAGACAGUAUUAUUAUUAGCUGAUCAAUUGUUGUCACGCGUAGAAUAUGUUCAUUCAAAGGGCUUCAUUCAUCGAGAUAUCAAACCUGAUAAUUUCUUAAUGGGUAUUGGUAAAAGAGGAAACCAAGUGAAUAUGAUUGAUUUUGGGUUAGCAAAAAGAUUCAGAGACCCAAAAAGCAAUGUACAUAUACCCUACAGAGAGAAUAAAAACUUGACCGGUACUCCACGUUAUGCUAGUGUAAAUACUCAUUUGGGAAUAGAACAAUCAAGGCGUGAUGAUCUUGAAUCAUUAGGUUAUAUCCUUGUAUAUUUUUGUAGAGGACAAUUACCCUGGCAAGGUAUUAGAGCAAGAACAAAGAAAGAGAAAUACGAUAAGAUCAUGGAAAAGAAAAUGACGACGCCUGCCGACGCAUUAUGUCGUGGUCUUCAUCAAGAGUUUGCAAUAUAUCUCAACUAUGUACGAUCACUUCGAUUUGAUGAUAAGCCUGACUAUUCUUAUCUUCGUAAACUAUUUCGAGAUUUAUUUGUUCGUGAAGGGUUUCAAUAUGAUUAUGUAUUUGAUUGGACAAUUCGCAAAAUGGUAAGUCUUUAUAUAACACCUACUCCUACUUUCACUCCUUAUUAA
Molecule: messenger RNA, 1135 nt
Organism: Rhizopus microsporus ATCC 52813
Lineage: Eukaryota; Fungi; Mucoromycota; Mucoromycetes; Mucorales; Rhizopodaceae
Product: kinase-like protein
Exons: 5
Coding region: 191-1135 (314 amino acids)
Biological process (GO): signal transduction; endocytosis; peptidyl-serine phosphorylation
Cellular component (GO): nucleus; cytoplasm
Molecular function (GO): ATP binding; protein serine/threonine kinase activity
Source: RefSeq, a predicted model, not a curated record